Molecule: messenger RNA, 468 nt
Organism: Acomys russatus (golden spiny mouse)
Lineage: Eukaryota; Metazoa; Chordata; Mammalia; Rodentia; Muridae
Product: lymphocyte antigen 6D-like
Exons: 3
Coding region: 133-468 (111 amino acids)
Molecular function (GO): acetylcholine receptor inhibitor activity
Source: RefSeq, a predicted model, not a curated record
GACACAGGUAGGUAGUCAGGGGUGAGAGAGGGACUAAAGCCCCACCCAUCAUAGCAAGAAGGACUAUAAAGACAGGCUGAUCCAGUGCUAGCUGGACACAGACAUAAGCUCUGCUUGUCUCCAUUGCUCAAGAUGAGGACUUACCUGCUUUGGCUAUUGCCCCUGAUUCUGCUGGGAUCCUCAGCUCAGGCGCUGCAGUGUCAUGAGUGCAGUGCAGAAGGGAAUUGCUACAGGCCUACAUCUUGCAAUGACAUGACCCGCUAUUGCUUGACCAGCUGGUACACACCCCCAGGCCAGCCAAUGAAUGUGAUAAAAACAUGUGGGUACACCUGUCCCGACGUCAAUCAAAACCAGACCUACACCAAGAGCUCCUGCUGCAACACAGACCUCUGCAACAGUACCAUGAGCCUCCAUGCCAGCUGGGGGCUGCUGACUCUCAGUAUAUGGUAUAUCUAUCUCAGCCAAUAG